UUGGAAUCCUAAGAAAAGAUUCUAUCUGCAUUAUAGGUUUGAAGACUGUGAAUUUACAAACUGCCCACCUGAGGAUCACUACACUUGUCAGUUUAGAAACUGCUACCAGCGUUUGAACAAUGGAUGUUUCUGCUACCGUUACCAUGCAGUGUCUUCAACCAUCUGCAACUGCUGGUGUCCACCAACGCCACUGUUUCUUGUCUCAAAGACUUUGCAGCAUCUUGCUCGGACCAUAUUAUUUUCCAAAAACCGUUUCAUCGUCAUGCCGUCUGGAGGACCAUUUUAUGCAGCUGCGAAACCUGCUGUGCUGGACCGUCUUGAAGCUUCAAUCUUCCUGCGCGAUGUGCUUCCUCCCAUAAUGCUCUAUUCUCUCAAAUUUCUUGAAAUCAUCUUUCCACCAACAAUCCCGGGCUGCAUUUUCCUAGGAUCACCCGCCCAUCAAAAUUGGAUCGAAACAAUAUCCUAUGUGCAAGGCAAGCUCAAUCUACCGCGCCUCACCCUGCGCAUCUACUUUCCUAAUCUCCGCUCAUUCCAAGACAAGAUGCUCCAUCGCAAAAGCGCAUUGACCAGAGAAGAAGGCAUGCAAUCGAUCGUGUCCAUGCAUGAGUCGAUAACUUCUCCAUUAUCGCAGUUAGGAAAUAGACUCAGUCGAUGUUUUGUACACGCCGUUUGGCCUUUGACUUGGAGGUUUUCUACCAUGCAGAGUAACAUGCAGGAGGUGGAAAGGGAUCUAGUUCAGAUCGAGAGGAGCUUGGAGAGACGAAUUAUGGGGAAUGAUGGUUAUGAUAGUAGGACGACGCGGGGAAACGAGCCAGAGAGAAGUCAAUGGCUCCAAAGAUAUGACUAAGUUGCCUGGUAUUUCGGUUCAAUGAGUUCUUUCGGUGAAUGGAGGAUAUAUACAUGUACAGAGGAGCCUGUAUACUAUUCUGAGAUCCAUUCUCAUACAAUUAUGCAGGUGAUAGAAAUAUGCAUGUUAAUGCACACAGCACAAAUGGAGAAUGACGUGGUGGGAAACCUGCGAGCUGCUCCCCGCCAACGUCCAUCCGCAACCUCUUUUCGUUCCUUCUUCCUUUCCCCUUUUACGAAUUCCGAUCUACUCAGGAUUGAUUGAUCCUGGAUUCUUUAGCUGCUUGAAGUUUUA
Messenger RNA from Aspergillus glaucus CBS 516.65, 1141 nucleotides. RefSeq lists its product as uncharacterized. The coding region runs from base 263 to 847 and encodes 194 amino acids. The record is from RefSeq and is a predicted model, not a curated record. The transcript has a single exon. NCBI's taxonomy places the organism in Eukaryota, Fungi, Ascomycota, Eurotiomycetes, Eurotiales, Aspergillaceae.